AUGUUAGUUGACAGAGAGCAGGACAAUGUUAGACAAAGAGAAAACAUUUACGAUCAAGUUCCUUUUACCACUGCUGCCGAAGAAUUGCUUAGAGCAAUUAAGGAAAAUCUUGUAGAAGAACUUAUAGAAGCUGAUAAUCUUUUCCAUCUUAGGUCAGAAAUUAGUUCUCUGAGAGAUGAGCAAUUUUUUCAUAGUGAUGUAAAACGAGAAUUAGAAGCCAAGUUAAAAGUAGAAGUAAAUAAUAUAAUAAGAAACAUGAAAAUUAAUUCACUUUACGAACUAAUAAAAGAAAAAUCCAUAGAAAAAGAAGGUUUAACUUUUAAAGAUUUCUUUGAAAUCUAUAUAGAAAAAGCCAUCGUUAAAGAUUUGGAUAGUGGUAGUAUAGUUCAAAAAACUAAUAUAGAUGAAGAGUUAGACAAAGAAUUAGAGAACGAUAAUGAAAGAAUAUGGGAAAAAACCCGUGGCGGAAUAUCCCGAUUUGGAAAAUCUGAUCCACAAGCCAUUGCUGAACUCCAAGGAAGUUCAGAAAUUAAAUUUUAUGAGAACGGUAAACCGUAUUAUGAAUUCACUAAUUUUUACCAAGGAACUCCCAUAAAAAGGGCUAUCCCUACCUUAAAAUAUAGCGAAUCCGAUAAAAUAAACCUUGCUAAAGAAAUUUGGAAAAAGAAUACCGGCAGAGAUGCUCAAAAAUUCACCCGUGGCAAAACUGCCAGAAACCUUAGAAAAAUGCUUCUAGAUACUGGCGAGGCGAAAUUAAUAGAAGAUUCCGGUCAAUUGCCAUUAGAUGAGCAAAGAAAUUUAACAGGCAUGUUAGAAAAGGAUUCAGAAACUCGUAGAAAAUACAUAGAAAUAAGAACAGACACUAAUUUUUAUGAAAAAGUGCCUUACUUAUCUAUAAGCGAGGAGUUAGUUCAGAGUUUAAAAGAAGGUUUGAUUAGUGAAUUAAUUAUUGUGAGUGGGUUUAUUUCAAGGGGUAAAGAGGGGGAUCCACGAAAAACCAUUAGUUUUGCCAACACUUUCGGAAAAUUCCCAAACACGAUCUGA
Molecule: messenger RNA, 1044 nt
Organism: Entrophospora candida
Lineage: Eukaryota; Fungi; Glomeromycota; Glomeromycetes; Entrophosporales; Entrophosporaceae
Source: the annotation of a GenBank genome assembly